Messenger RNA from Apis laboriosa (Himalayan honeybee), 1349 nucleotides. It is a transcript of the gene Septin1, whose product is annotated as septin-1. Gene Ontology annotation, cellular component: synaptic vesicle; septin ring; septin complex. Gene Ontology annotation, molecular function: GTPase activity; GTP binding; molecular adaptor activity. The record is from RefSeq and is a predicted model, not a curated record. Gene Ontology annotation, biological process: cytoskeleton-dependent cytokinesis; regulation of exocytosis; cell division. The transcript is spliced from 6 exons. NCBI's taxonomy places the organism in Eukaryota, Metazoa, Arthropoda, Insecta, Hymenoptera, Apidae. Bases 164 to 1243 code for a protein of 359 amino acids.
GAUAUAUGUAUACUUAUAUAUAUUUCGAGUAUGGCUGUAAUCUUGUCUUCUGUCACAAUACUGCGCUUGUUAGCUUGAAAUUUAGUUUUGGAUUGUCCUUAAUAUCGUUUAAAAAUAUCGUACUGACUUCUACGUAUCGUUUAAAUUGAAUUACGACGAAAAAAUGUCUAGUGAAAGUGUAAAAACGUUUGCUAGUCUUGAAACACCUGGAUAUGUGGGAUUUGCAAAUUUACCUAAUCAAGUUCAUAGAAAAUCAGUAAAAAAGGGUUUUGAAUUUACACUUAUGGUUGUUGGGGAAUCUGGUCUUGGAAAAUCUACAUUAGUAAAUAGUCUAUUUCUUACUGAUUUAUAUCCAGAACGUGUAAUUCCUGAUGCUAUAGAGAAAACUAAUCAAACUGUUAAGCUUGAUGCUUCAACUGUGGAGAUUGAAGAAAGAGGUGUCAAACUUAGAUUAACUGUUGUUGAUACUCCUGGUUAUGGAGAUGCAAUUGAUAAUACAGAUAGUUUUAGAGCUAUCAUACAAUAUAUAGAUGAUCAAUUUGAAAGAUUUUUACGUGAUGAAAGUGGUUUAAAUAGAAGAAAUAUAGUAGAUAAUAGAAUACAUUGUUGUUUUUAUUUUAUCUCACCAUUUGGUCAUGGAUUAAAACCUUUGGAUAUAGAAUUUAUGAAGCAACUUCAUAAUAAAGUUAAUAUAGUACCAGUAAUUGCAAAAGCUGAUGUACUUACAAAAAAAGAAGUAUUGCGUUUAAAGAAACGAGUUAUGGAAGAAAUAGAAGGCAGUGGAAUAAAAAUUUAUCCAUUACCAGAUUGUGAUAGUGAUGAAGAUGAAGAUUAUAAAGAACAAGUUAGACAAUUGAAAGAAGCAGUUCCAUUUGCUGUAUGUGGAGCAAACACAUUAUUGGAAGUAAAGGGACGAAAAGUACGAGGGCGAUUGUAUCCAUGGGGUGUAGUAGAAGUUGAAAAUCCUGAUCAUUGUGAUUUUAUAAAACUGAGAACAAUGUUAAUCACACAUAUGCAAGAUUUACAAGAAGUGACUCAAGAAGUACAUUAUGAAAAUUAUCGCAGUGAAAGACUAGCAAAAGGAGCUCCUGUACCACCUCGAAGACAAACAAUUGCAGAAUCUGAAAGAAGUAAUUCUGUUUCUGAAAAAGAUCGAAUAUUGCAAGAAAAAGAAGCAGAGUUACGACGAAUGCAAGAAUUAGUAGCGGUAAUGCAGGCACAAAUGCAACAACAACAACCUUAAUUAUAUAUAUUUUCUGCACAAAUGUGUGAAGAAAAAUUAAUUCUUCACAUUACAGGUGCCAAAAAAUUUUAUUAAAUGAUCAAUACACUAUUCAAAACAUAAUUUG